Saprolegnia diclina VS20 is the source of this 1067-nucleotide messenger RNA. RefSeq lists its product as hypothetical. Gene Ontology annotation, biological process: mitochondrial respiratory chain complex I assembly. Gene Ontology annotation, cellular component: mitochondrion. Lineage: Eukaryota; Oomycota; Saprolegniomycetes; Saprolegniales; Saprolegniaceae. Gene Ontology annotation, molecular function: S-adenosylmethionine-dependent methyltransferase activity. The transcript is spliced from 8 exons. Bases 36 to 1013 code for a protein of 325 amino acids. The record is from RefSeq and is a predicted model, not a curated record.
CGAGUCCAAUCAUCGCCGGCUCGUGAUUUCCAGCCAUGCUGCAAGCCGUCCGGAGCGCCAUGGGGCGCCGGAGCAUGUCGAUGCAAGUCUUCAACCGAGCGAUGAAGCGCCAGCAACGCAACAAUGUGGCGCAGCUUGCCAACAGCACCGAGUACGAGUACCUCCGCGAAGAGGUCGCUCGACGCCUCGUGGACCGUCUUGAGGACAUUGACCGCGAAUUCCCGCUUGCUCUCGACCUCGGCGCGGGCAGCGGCCACAUCUACAAGUCGCUCGCGCCCGACGCCGGCCUCGGUGGCAUCAAGAAGCUGCUCCAGUUUGAGUUUGCCGAGGACUUGCUGCUGCGCGACGUUCAGACGCCCGAGGAGACGGCGCGCAAUGCCAAGUUGCCCACCGAACACAUUUGCGGCGACGAAGAGUUCCUGCCGUUCCCGCGUCACCACUUCGACCUCGUCAUUAGCUCGUGCAACUUGCAUUGGGUCAACGACCUUCCGAGCACGUUCACGCAAGUGCUCGAGACGUUGAAGCCGGACGGUGUCUUCCUCGGCGCCGUCCUCGGGGGCGACAGCCUCUGCGAGCUUCGGAGCUCGUUCAUUCUGGCUGACCAAGAGCGCAAGGGCGGCAUCCUUCCGCACAUUUCGCCGUUUGUCAACGUCGCCGACGCCGGCAACUUGCUUCAAAGCGCGGGCUUUACGCUGCCGACCGUCGACACGGACUACAUCACGGUCGAGUACCCGGACGCGUUUGUCUUGAUGGAGCAUCUCCAGGGCAUGGCCGAGAACAACGCGCCGUUCUCGUCGUCGGCGAUUGCGCCGUCGCGCGACACGCUCCUCGCGGCGGCCUCCAUCUACCAGACCAUGUACGGCAAUGAAGACGGCUCGAUUCCAGUGACGUUUCAGGUCAUCUACUUUAUCGGGUGGAGCCCGCACAGCAGCCAGCAGCAGCCCAAGAAGCGCGGGUCCGCGACCAAGUCGCUGCGUGAUCUGCCGACGAUCCACCACUCCGACACCGAAUAGCGAGCACGCAAGAUCUCUCGUGAAUGCAUCGUGUGGCCAUAAAGGGCCGAUCCA